AUAACAAAAGAUUGAAAAAAAAAAAAAAAAACACCGGCGCUGUUCUCUCCUCUCCGUUUCCCCCAAAAUCCAACCCAUCACCCGAGAUUCUCGACGCGAUCGCUGUUCUUCGAUCGCGAUUGCUUCUGCCAUUCCUUGUUCCGAUCGAUCUCCAUCUGGAAUUUUUCUUUUUUUGAUCUGUGGAUUUUGAGGUGGUGGAUCUUAGGGUUUUGAUCGAUCGAUCGAUGGGGUUGUUGUUCGUGGAGACGCUGCCCGGGCCUAAGGUUUUCAAAUGCAGUUGCUGCAAGGUUGAUUCGGCGUCGCACGACGCCAUCAUCUCCAAGGAUUUUAACGGGAGAUUCGGCCGAGCUUACCUCUUCAACAGCGCGGUGAAUAUUUCCCUAGGACCUACUGAAGAUCGGCACCUGCUGACUGGAUUGCAUACAGUGAAUGACAUUUACUGCAGCUGCUGCCAGCAAAUAUUGGGCUGGAGAUAUGAAAAAGCGUAUGAUGAAAGUCAGAAGUACAAAGAAGGGAAGUUCAUCCUUGAGAAAGCAAGGAUGCUGAAAGAGGGGCGGUGAACCCGGGAAAAUGCCGUGGAUAACAAGGGUCAGAUUGUGGAGAGACAUUAGGUUGAUCAAUUGUGCAGUUUUUAGAAGUUGUUGUAAUCUGUUUACUCAAAACCCUAAUCAAAAGGAUUUCUCGAAUAGGGGUUAGAACUCACUCAUUCUUGUGGAACAAUGAAUAAAAGAA
Molecule: messenger RNA, 732 nt
Organism: Asparagus officinalis (garden asparagus)
Lineage: Eukaryota; Viridiplantae; Streptophyta; Magnoliopsida; Asparagales; Asparagaceae
Product: putative yippee-like protein Os10g0369500
Exons: 3
Coding region: 225-560 (111 amino acids)
Source: RefSeq, a predicted model, not a curated record